GACGGCACUGUCACUUUUGACUUUGACACCGACCAAAUUUUUAUUUAUUGUUUUAGUUUCUACAAUUUUAUUAUGUUAAUUUUAUUUUCUAGUUGUUUGUUUAGUUGAGCCGGUAUUAUUACAAUAGCUUUAUUACAGUCGUAAUUCACCUGAUUACCUACUUUUGUAGAUAUAUUUUAUCUUUGUGUCUUCAUCGCUUAUGUAGCUGCCGAUUUGUAGGGUAUGUUACCAUCUUUAAAUAUGAAAGUAAAUAAAAAACAUCUGGCCAUCAAAGGCCAUUAUUUUUUAUUUAAUGCUGGAAUAGCCCCGCUGGUCCCGUUUCUGUCCACAUAUGCCCGACACCUUGGGCUCUCCGCAGCCACUGUGGGAGCCAUGUUCAUGAUACUGCCAAUAAUGAGCCUUAUUUCCAAACCACUGUUUGGAUAUAUUGCUGACAGAUAUAAGCUACAGAAGGCGGUGUUCCUAAUCUGCCAAGUGUUGCUGCUGGUGUGUUUCUCGGCCGUGUACCUGGUGCCGGUGCGCACGGCGGGGUCGGUGGAGCUGGACUGUGGCGACGGCGCGUCGGUGCUGCGGGCGUGCCCCGCGCCCGGCCCCUCCGCCCCCGCCGCCGCCGCCGCCGCCGCCGCUGCGCUGGCUCGGGACGACGCCACCGCGCUGUGCCGGAUGGAGUGUGACAUGGACUCGCCGAGUAUGUGGCAGACGGUGUGCGAGCACUGGCACAUCCCCGAGUACUGUUACAGCGCUACAGACAGCAUUCAGUUUGACGCGCACAUCAGCAACGUUACCGUAGAAGAUGACCACUGUGCCUACUUGAAGACGACUAACGUCACUCUUGACGAUGUGCCGUUGGUGGCGCGGUGCCACGCGGGCUCGGGCGUGGGCUACGUGGACGUGGCCGCGCCGUGCCGGCUGGCGUGUCCGGCCGCCGCCGCCGCCGCCGCGACGCUCACUUGCCGCGACAACUGGACCGCCUUCCGACAGUGCGGCGACGCGAGUGACGCAGCCGGGACUGCUAAUACCACUUGCCAGGCUUCAUGCACACUAGACCCCGGCGCGCCGUGGCGUCUCAUGGAGCUGUGCGAGGGGUGGCGGGGGGACGCGGCCGCCGCCUGCCGCCCCCGCACCCCUCUGCGCCGCCCCUUCCCCCGCCGCCUGCCCUUCACGGCCGCCGCGCCGCUUAAUCUCACCAUGGCUGAGCAUGACUGUGUCUAUCUGAGGGUGCAUCACAUACGGAUGGAUGAUGGCUCGGUGCACUUCCCCACAUGCGCCGCGCCGGCGGGCGGGUCGCUGUUUCGCGCGCGCUGCCAGAUCCUCUGCGACCAUCCACUGGCCAACGAGUUGUUUGCUUGGUCCGCGGGCGGCGCGGGGGCGGGCGCGUGGCCGCUGGGCGCCGCCGCCGCGCUGGGCUGGCUGGCGAUGGGCGGCGUGGUCGCCGUGGCCGACGCGGUGUGCAACACGCAUCUCGUGGAGGCGGGCGGGGCGCCGGCGGGGCGGGCGUGGGGCGCGACGGGGGCGGCGUUGCUGGCCGCGGCGGCGGGCGCGCUGGGCGACACGGGCAGCGGCGGCGGCUACACGGCUUCCCUCGCGCUUCUGCUGCUGUUCCUCACCGCGGCUGUGCUCUGCUCGCUGCCCAUUAGGGUGAAGCCGGCCCGAAUAUCCGUAGACACGACCCCACACUCAGGCCCGUUGCUGACCCUGCCUUCCAUUGUGUACUGGAGCUGGGCGCUGGCCGCGGGGGCGUCCCACGGGCUGGCCUGGUGCUUCCUGUUCUGGCGGGUGCAGGACAUGGGGGGCUGGGAGGGGAGGGGAGGGGCUACUCUGGGGCUACUCAGUGCGGUGCAGACGCUGGCCGGCGGCGUGCCCUUUGUGAUGCUGUCAGGCUACAUACUAAAGCGCUAUGACCGCUCGUGGCUGCUGUCUCUCAUCCUCGUAGCCGGCGGCUUGCGGCUGGCGGCGGCGGCGCUGCUGGCGGACGCGCGCUGGCUGCUGCCGCUGGAGCUGCUGCUGGCGCCGGCUGCUGGCGCGCUGCACUGGCGUGGCAGGGGGGCGGUGGUGUUGGGGGAUGAUAGUCUGCAGGGUACAAUCGCGACAGCUCUCGAAGCCAUCGGCUCAUCACUAGGCAUGCUAGUGGGGGGGGCGCUGUACGCGAGGGCGGGGGCGGGGGCGGUGUUGGGGGGCGGGGGCGCCGCCGCGGGGGCGCUGGGCGUGCUGCUGGCCGCCGCCGGCCCGCUGCUGGCCCGCGGGCGGCCCGGUGCACCGCAUCAGGGGUACGCGUCGGUGAUCAAGUACGAGCAGACCGACACACUGCACAUAGUGGACAACAUCGACGCACUGGACACACUGGACACUCUAGACAACUCGGAGCCGGGCGCACACACCAUCAGCCACUCGUGAUAUUAACAUUACUACAAUUAUAUACAAAUUUACGCUUAUUUUUAAGAACAAAGACAAUAUUUUUAUAAUGUUUUGUAUAUGUAUAUAAAUGUUGUUUUGAGGUAAGGAAAUAAACAGGGAAAUUUUAAUAAAAUGUUUAUAAAUAUAA
Plutella xylostella (diamondback moth) is the source of this 2542-nucleotide messenger RNA. Lineage: Eukaryota; Metazoa; Arthropoda; Insecta; Lepidoptera; Plutellidae. The record is from RefSeq and is a predicted model, not a curated record.